UUCACAUUGAUAACUACAGGGGGCAGCACAUGCAUACGAAGCGUCAAGCCUGCCGGGAAUGUAAACACAGAAGAAGAAACUCUUCUUCCUUGGUUUCGCUCGGACGUCGGUAUCUUUGGCUCGUCUGUUGACAACCGACAACCAGGUCCUACACCAUGUCUAUUCUCAAGAUCCACGCCCGAGAGAUCUUUGAUUCUCGUGGAAACCCCACUGUAGAGGUCGACCUUUACACCGACAAAGGCUUGUUCAGGGCCGCUGUACCAAGCGGUGCAUCCACUGGAAUCUACGAAGCCUUGGAGCUCAGGGACAAUGACAAGAGUCGCUACCUUGGAAAAGGAGUCUCACAGGCUGUAGGGCACAUCAAUUCAACUAUUGCACCUGCACUUGUUGGCAAAGAUGUAUCUGUGGUUGAGCAAGAGAAAAUCGAUCAGAUGAUGAUUGAGUUGGAUGGCACAGAGAACAAAUCCAAAUUUGGAGCCAAUGCCAUCCUGGGUGUUUCCCUGGCUGUUUGCAAAGCUGGCGCAGCAGAGAAAGGCGUCCCCCUGUAUCGUCAUAUUGCUGACCUUGCAGGAAACCCAGAGGUCAUCUUGCCUGUGCCGGCCUUCAAUGUGAUCAACGGUGGCUCUCAUGCAGGCAACAAGCUCGCCAUGCAGGAGUUCAUGAUCCUGCCCAUUGGCGCGAGCACCUUCAAAGAAGCCAUGCGCAUUGGAGCCGAGGUCUAUCACAAUCUCAAAAACGUCAUCAAGAAGAAAUACGGUCAGGACGCCACCAAUGUGGGUGAUGAAGGUGGCUUUGCUCCAAACAUCCUGGAGAACAAAGAAGCUCUGGAGUUGGUGAAGGAGGCCAUCGCCAAAGCCGGAUACACAGAUGAGGUUGUGAUCGGCAUGGAUGUGGCGGCAUCUGAAUUCUACAGGGAUGGAAAAUACGACCUGGACUUCAAGUCUCCUGACGACCCGAGCCGUUACAUCACUCCUGACGAGCUUGCUGAUCUCUACAAGAGCUUCGUGAAGGAUUAUCCAGUGGUUUCCAUCGAGGAUCCCUUUGACCAGGACGACUGGGCGGCCUGGACUAACUUCACUGGAAGCACAGACAUCCAGGUUGUUGGAGACGACCUCACGGUGACCAACCCUACCCGCAUCAGCAAGGCUGUGGAGGAGAAGGCCUGCAACUGCCUGCUGCUCAAAGUCAAUCAGAUUGGAACAGUUACCGAGUCCAUGAAAGCGUGUAAGAUGGCUCAGGAGAGCGGCUGGGGUGUGAUGGUCAGCCAUCGCUCUGGUGAAACGGAGGACACCUUCAUAGCAGACUUGGUGGUCGGCUUGUGCACUGGACAGAUCAAGACUGGGGCACCCUGUCGCUCUGAGCGACUGGCCAAAUACAAUCAGAUUCUCAGAAUCGAAGAGGAGCUGGGAGACAAGGCUGUUUUUGCUGGAAAAAACUUCAGAAAGCCACAGUAACUUCACACACAAAUGGAUUCAUACACACAAAUCCAUGACAACACAUCGGAUAAUUAUGGAAAACACAUCACAGCGAUAAUGGUUAAUGUAGAGCUACUUGUAUACUGAUAAUGGCAAUUUAUUCAUAGAGAGAACUUUACUACUACUGUAGUUACUGAAAUUGUAGCACUUGACUUUAAAGCGUUCUACUGUAUUCUGUCCUGUUUGUUAAUGUGGAGUUAAAUAAUAGACCUGAUUAUAUCUUGAGUAAUAUUUAUUUACAACACUGACAAGCUGCACUUGGAGACAGUUAAUAAAAAAGUUUACUUACUGACA
Messenger RNA from Sebastes umbrosus (honeycomb rockfish), 1769 nucleotides. It is a transcript of the gene eno1b, whose product is annotated as enolase 1b, (alpha). NCBI's taxonomy places the organism in Eukaryota, Metazoa, Chordata, Actinopteri, Perciformes, Sebastidae. Gene Ontology annotation, biological process: glycolytic process. The record is from RefSeq and is a predicted model, not a curated record. Bases 156 to 1454 code for a protein of 432 amino acids. The transcript has 12 exons. Gene Ontology annotation, cellular component: phosphopyruvate hydratase complex. Gene Ontology annotation, molecular function: magnesium ion binding; phosphopyruvate hydratase activity.